This is a messenger RNA of Spirodela intermedia, 5411 nucleotides long. Lineage: Eukaryota; Viridiplantae; Streptophyta; Magnoliopsida; Alismatales; Araceae. The record is from the annotation of a GenBank genome assembly.
AUGAAGACACUUCAGGUACUGGUUUUGCCUAAUAUGUUACAUGAUGGCACAUUUAGCAUAUUUCCAUAUCACUAUUAUUGAACAAAUAAUGAUUCUCAUGGCCUCAGUCCUCUGUCGGUGAACUUCCUAAAAAGUGUCAUCUUUGACACCAUUAUUUGGAGUACAUUUUUUUGCUUGCUCAGCCGUUUGCAUUGUCACUUUCCAUGCGGCUAAUUUAUUUAUUUUUCCAGUGGAUGGUCCUAUUUUUUAAAAGCUUUAUAACAUUUCUCCUUUUCAUUUUCUCCCAUUUCCACCUCAGUUCUCCCUCCCCCCUGCCUGAGAAAGCUUGGUUCUGUUGUCAUUUAUUCAUCCUUUCUUAGGGAUGCUCUCUCCCCUCACCCAACCGUUUGUCGUGAUGAAUUAUUUUAUGUUACAUUAUGUGCAAGAAUCUAAGAAAUGUUGUCGGUGCCUCUUAGAAGUGCAGCAGUUCAUACGUAAGGAACAGAACAUAGACAUGUAGCUUGGAAGCAUUAUAUUUGUUGGUAUCAACCCUUUAAAUUCAUUUACCUCUUUAAUCUUUCUAAUUUUAGGAUUUUGGAGUUUUGAUGCUCCAUUUUUAUCAAAAAUGCAAGAUGUAGACAGCUAGAAAGAGUGUUGGAUCAUUGAUUUUCCCUCAAAACAAGAUGUUUUGCCAUGGCUGUUUAUUCAAAACCACUUGAUCUUCAACUUUUGAUGUGUUUAUGCGUUGGAUCAUUGUUUACUCAAAAAUACACGAAGUUAUGUGUUUCUCUAAAACAGCUAAUCAUUACUUUUAUUUCUAUCUAUGAAUUAUGACAGCUGGGCAACUUGGUCGUACUAGUGUAGUGGUGGUUAAGUCAUUGUCAGCUCAUGCCAUUAUUGUGUUAUGCAAUCAUUUUUAUUGAAUUAUCCAUCGUAUUUUAUCCAUCAUUUUCAGAUCCAAACUUGUAAUAGAUAGGGGGUUUAUUAGGUUUUAUCUUAGGCCUACAAUAUCAAAUGGAUGCUGAGGCAGAGCGGACUGCGCCCGCUUAAUUUUUUUAUUAGUCAUUUGGUUUUGGAAUAUUUCAUUGCUGUUGUGCUUGCUGGGUUUGAAUUCUUUUAAAAAAAUGUAUAGGAACCUCAAGGCACAAGUGAAGAAGUUAAGCAGUCAUUGCAUGCAUCUCCUAACUCACAAAGUAGCCAACAAAUUAGUCCAGGACCUGAUGCUCUUAUGGCAGACUCUGAUGGAGCAUCAGUGCCAAACAAUGAGAACAGCAAGAAAGUUUCUCGUGAAGAUAUUGAACUUGUAAGACCAUUCGUUGUCUUUUCUGAGAAUUUCGGAACUUAUUCUGAGAAGUUCUUCAUCAGUUGUUCUGGUGGUAGGCCUACAAUACCUUACUUAGUCAAUGGACGUUAAUAUAACAAAGUAUUAUGGGCAGUAUUGCAAGUUAUUGAACUAAGUUAAAUAAUUCAUUUUCCUUUUUCCUUGUGUCACUUUUAUUUAUCUUGAAACCAAUGUUUGGUGCAGGUUCAAAGCCUGAUUGAACGGUGUCUGCUUCUGUAUAUGAACAGAAGUGAAGUUGUGAAAAUUCUGAGGAAUCGAGCAAAAAUAGAGCCUGGAUUCACAUCUCUAGGUGGAUUGCACUCGUUCUUAAACAUUCAUCAUAAGUUCAUUCAGUUGUUAAAUGAUCAACCGCAAUCGAGGGUAUUUUAAUUUUGAGCACAAUGUGUAUUUAAUUAAGGAUAACCUAUAGAGAAUGUCUGAUCAUGGAAACAGUCACUAAUCUAAUGGAUCAUGAUUACUUUAGGAAUGUAAAUCAUGCAAUGACAUGAAGGAUAUGAUUGGCAAUUCAGUGACCUUUCCCAUUGUCAAUUCCUGAUUGAUGAUGUAAUACCUAUCUGACUUUUGUCACCAUGACAUUUCCUUGCAUCUACUCUUUUAAGUUAAACAACGUGAAAUUGUUGACAUGCACUUUCUAUUUUGAGUAAUGUUAAAUUUACAAACAAGGCUUCAGUUUACUUGUUUAAGAAGUCAUAUAGAUAACAUACCGCCACAUUUCCUGCGUGUACUUCUGAAAGGGGUCGUUGAUAUUAACGUGUGUCUUUUCCUAUUCAGUGUGGCAGAAACUUGAAGAGGAAAAUGCGGAGUUUUUCAGGGCAUAUUACAUAAGAUUGAUGCUGAAGAAACAAAUCCUUUUGUUCAAUAAUUUGCUUGAACACCAGUAUCAUCUAGUUAAUCACACUGAAACUCCCAAAGCUCCUUUGGCACCUGUACAGAAUGGUAUUCAUUUAAUGGCUGGUAAUUUUUCUCACGUUAUUUGUUUCACAGAUGCUUACAUGAUCGGUCGACAACCUCAUUGCUAAAUUAUUGUUUACAAAUUUAUGGAUUCUCAAAACCAAUUUUAUAAAUUGUUGGCACGCGAAUUCAAGUUAAACAUGACUUUCAUUGUUCUGUCGGUUUUAUGCUCUCUUAUAAUUGACUGUUCGAUGAAGGCAGGCUAGGAGUAAGAUAAUGUGUUCUAUGAAGAUUAGCCGCCUUAUUUUUACCUCCAGGGAAAAGCAUUUCAAAAUGUAAAUGCAUUCCUUGGGAAUGCAUUUCUAAAAUUAAUUUAAUUCACCAUGGGAGGCAUGGAAGACAUUUGAAAUUGAGAAAACAAGGAAAGAGAAAGAGGAUCAUUUGUCAUUACAGUCUGAUGUUUCUCUUCCAAAUGAAUCCUUAGGCUUCCGGAUGUCAGAAGCUUAUGUUGCUCUGUGCCAGCAGCUGGUGUUGCUCCUGCCCCUCACCGUUGGUUCUGAAUGGCUGAUGGCUUUGGUCAAUCACAUUUCCUAGGCGGCCAAAAGAAGGAAAGAAGGGUGGUGAUGAGAUCUCUCUCUCAAACUUGGGGUGCCUGAUGAGUUGAUGCAGUGGAACAAUUGGAUAUUAACCCCAAUUGUUUCGUUUAUUUUUUGUAAUCAUGUUUCAUGGAAUAUAAGCAUAUGAUUAAAUAUUACGAUUUUAUUGAUUUAAUAACUAUUUCAAAGAUUCUCGAAAAAUAUGAUGUCAACUUUUGUGGCAUAACCCACUUUUUUUUCCUUGUAACCUUGACUUGAAAGAUCUUCUUCUCACUUCCACUUUCCGUUUCAAUUCUUGCAUUUUACUUGUCUGUUAGAUAACUAUUGGUCACAAAAUCUUUAGUAGUAGUAGUAGUAGUUGCCCAUCUAUUUUACGGACUUGGACCAAUAGUGAUGCCUUCUUGUUUUAUAACUUUCAUUUGAUUUGUCUUCUGUUGCAUGCAUUCUAUCAGAUAUUCUAGUUUGAUUUUCCUAAGACUAAAAGCUUCGAGAGUGUGUCAAUGUAUUCCUUUGAACCUGUGCAAACGUAAUGUUUCCUUCAAAGCAGAGAGGAAUCACUGGCUAACUAAGUGGGAUUUUUGUUACUUAUGAUGACUUGGCUGAACUCAGUUUAUUCUUCUCAUGACAUUAUUUUUCUGCCGGUAUACCUAGAUCGUUGUAACCAUCUUGACUAUGCUACUGAUACUCGGUCACUAUUUUCCCUUCCAAGAUAUAUAUUUCAUACGCGGAGUUAUCAGAAAUAUCUUCUGAAAAACUCAACGAGUGAUCGUGAUUUCAUAAUAUCAUUACAUUUAAACAAUGUAAGUAUGUUUUCUACGCAGUUAACAACGUACCAAUGGGGUAUCCAGUUCUGCAGCAGCCUGCAUUAUCAGCCACCGCUCCGCCUCAUCUAGAUUCCAUGGGACUUUCCAGCUGUCAUGUAGUCAAUGGAGUUCCUGCUCAGGGCAAUUUUCACCCGAUCAGGAUGAACUCGGGGAAUGAGUAAGAUUUUUCAUUUCUUUCAGGGAAAAAAAAAAAUCCUUUCAUUUUUCUCUGAAGUAUGCGGCAUCUAGACUCCUGGAUUACGAACUAUUGGUUAAGAUAUACUUUUGUUUUCAUGAAAUCAUCAAUAUGCCUUGCAAAAGGGUCUGUGUUCUUGGUGGACUUCUGGCUGCGAAGGAGAAAUUUAAAACCUGGAAGAUGAACGAGCAUACAGGGGAAGCUAUGAGACGAAAUGCACCUUAACCAAAAAUGAUCUGACGUCAUUUUUCACAAAUUCUCACAGAUAUCAAGUAGCAGCAUCACCUACAUGUGUCUGCACCAUGUUCUUCGUUUCUUGUGCAUUUUCUUUUCUCUCACUUGAUCUCCGGAUAUAUAUAUAUAUAUAUAUGCUGAUUAUAUUUCUGCUGUUGAUUGAAAUAGUAUGAUGAUUGACAAAACAACCAAUAUGUCCCCCGCUGCUGCACCAUGCAGUGCCAUGUCUUCGAUGACAGAGAUGGCCGUGAGCCCAGCAUCAGUAGCAUCCAGUGGGCACUUUCCCUUUACAUCAUCAGAUAUAACAGGAAUUGGGAUAGAUUCAUCAGUGCUUGAUUCUGCAUUUACAUCCGAUAUGGGGACAUCGGGAGAGCUGCAACUGGGAAUAGAUGGUGGACCGGGAACCUCAAAAGAUACCCUCAGAUCAGGGGGACAGCUUCCGUGGACACUCAGUCUCACUGAUCUAACUGCAGACUUGACAAACCUGGAAGGUGAUCUCUUUUUUUCAUUAACUCGUCCGUGUUCUAGCGCAUCCUUGAACCGGUCAAAGAUCCCAACCAUCAUUCCUUAGAACUACAAGUCCAUGUCCCCUUCAUUAUGAGUUGUUUCCACUACAACGGAUGAUGUUCACGCUUCAUCUCACUGAUAGAAGACUGACUGGCAUCUUUUCUCAUUCCUCGAACCCUUCUUUUACAGUUUCUCAGAUCUUUCUGAAGGAGCUACUAGACUAGAGCAGACACUCUUAAAAAAAUAUAUGUGUGGAACCAUCACCUACCAAAAGCAUUGGACUUGUUAAUUUGCCAAGUUAUAUCCUCUUUCGAGUUGUUUUUUUUUUUUUUUUUUUCUAGUAACGUCCAGCAUCUCCGAAACAGUAUAAAUCCUCCACUCGUCCCUUUUUUUCAUGGCAUCACUUCUGAAAAUAUUGUUAUAUCCGUUCCCAAGCUUUGACUUUUACCUUUUUGGGCUAAUUUCUGCAGAUCUUGGACCCUUGGGAAACUACACUGGCUCACCUUUCUUGCCAGAUACUGAUCUCAUGCUCGAUGCGGAUCAGGAUGACAUAGGUAUCUCCAACCUUCCUUUAACUGGGUUUAUCUACGUUUUCUUUGCGACCUAAGGAUGCUCAUUCAUAUCAUUACCCAUAUUUUUUCUUCUACCUAUGUGCCCACUUCUGGAAUCACUUCUUGCUCGUACGUAGAGUCUAUGCAGUACUGUUGAGCCUAUCUCUGUGUCCAUGCCCAACUGACGAAAGUUGCCAUCUUUGGAAGUACGAGCCCCGCCUAACACUCGGCAUCUCUCUGAAAACAGUCGAGGACUACUUCGCCGACAACAUCAACGACCCCUCCUCCCAGUCCGAUGAAGAGAAACCGUAG